This is a messenger RNA of Ziziphus jujuba (common jujube), 857 nucleotides long. RefSeq lists its product as uncharacterized. Bases 122 to 637 code for a protein of 171 amino acids. The transcript has 2 exons. The record is from RefSeq and is a predicted model, not a curated record. Lineage: Eukaryota; Viridiplantae; Streptophyta; Magnoliopsida; Rosales; Rhamnaceae.
GCUAACCGAACUUUUUAGGAAGCCCACGCCCAGCAACGGUGGAGAAGAAACUAAAAAACGACGAAUAAAGAAGAAGUAGUAGAAGAAGAAGAAGAAGAAGAAUGAUUGAGUACGAGGUAAAAUGGCACCAACUGUAAAUAUCUCCAAUUCCAAGUCCUCAUUCUUAUCCUCUUCUCCGGCUACCGUACAAACUACUCGUACACCAACUGUCGUGAUGAAAUUCUUCUUCGAGUUCGUUGCGUGCUGGGGGCUUCCCAUAACCGACCGCUCGUCGGUUCCAGCGGCUCCGGCGUCACGCGCCGACGACGCAGCGAAGCCGCUCGUCGUGUCGUCGUCGUCGUUGAGGAAGCGCCAUAGAAGGAAACGCGGGAGGCUCGGCCACUCGGGCUCGGCGUCUGUGGCUGCUGCGGCUGUCGCGGUUGAGUGGAAGCCGUCGCUUGGUUCGAUCUGCGAGGACAAAGUGGUCGCCAUGAAGGGCAAGGAAGAUCGUACGGCCGGUGGAGCUGAGCGCAUCGUCAAGAGGAAGAGUGAAACCAAGAAUGCUCGUGUUCAUGUCCGUACCUUCAAUGAGGAUUACGGGCGGGUUUCGGUUCCGGCGGUAAUUCCGGCGUUCUCUCCGACGCCGUUUAUGUUUUGAUGGUACUGUCCAAAUUAAGUUUUUUUUUUUUGAAUAUAAAUAUUUCAUCCAUAGAAGUGAAAUAGAAUGAAUUGAAAUUUGGGUGUAUAAAAAUUAGUACAUAUGCUAGAUUUUUGUUUAGGGGGAUAUGUUAUAAAUUGCAAAGUUGUAAUCAAUUCCAUGGUGUAGCCCUAUCGUGCAUUUGUAAUAUAAUAGCUACAAAGUUUGCCCUGUUCUUUUA